Messenger RNA from Adineta ricciae, 1333 nucleotides. NCBI's taxonomy places the organism in Eukaryota, Metazoa, Rotifera, Eurotatoria, Adinetida, Adinetidae. The record is from the annotation of a GenBank genome assembly.
UCGAAGAGAUUUCGUUCUUUUUUUUACGGGUCGAACAGGAACGAUCUAUGGAGGAAACAAAGUUGAUGAAUAUAGUCGAAAAGCAGAUGCAAUUCAAGCAUUUCAUGCUGUUUUUCUUGAUAAAACUGGAAAUGAAUGGAAUGAAAGAGAAAACUUUCAAAAAUUACCAAAUAAACAUUAUCCAUUGGAAAUUGAUUAUGGUCAACAUGGUGAUAAUGAUAAAAUGCAAAAAUUACUUGAAAGUGCCAAUUUAAAUAUUCAUUCGAAAUUAGCAAAUGCUGUUCAAGAUCUUGUUAAAAUGAUUUUUAAUGUUGAAACAAUGAAACAAGCUUUAUUAUCAUUUGAAAUUGAUUUAACAAAAAUGCCUCUUGGAAAAUUAUCAAAAAAUCAAUUAGAUAAAGCUUAUAAAGUGUUAACUGAAUUACAAACAUUGAUUACAAGUGGUGCAACAACAUCGAAAACAGCUAUUAUUGAUGCAAGUAAUCGAUUCUAUACGCUUAUUCCUCAUGAUUUUGGUCUUGCAAGACCACCUUUACUUGAUAAUGUUGAAUUAAUAAAAACAAAAACUGAAAUGAUCGAUAAUUUAUUAGAAAUUGAAAUUGCUUAUUCGAUGUUGGAUGAAUCAAAUAAUGUUGUCGAAAGUACUGAACAUCCAAUUGAUGUUCAUUAUAAAAAAUUAAAAUGUGAUCUGAUUCCAGUUGAUCAGAACUCAGAUGAAUUUAAAUUAAUUGAAAAAUAUAUGAUUAAAACACAUGCCAAAACUCAUGAUCAAUACGCAUUAAAAUUACGUGAAUUAUUUAAAACAACACGUCAUGGAGAAUUUGAUCGUUUUCAAAAAUUUCAAACUCUUGAUAAUCAUCAAUUAUUAUGGCAUGGAUCAAGAACAACAAACUAUGCUGGAAUUCUUAGUCAAGGUUUACGUAUUGCACCACCAGAAGCUCCUGUUACUGGUUAUAUGUUCGGUAAAGGUGUUUAUUUUGCUGAUAUGGUUUCAAAAAGUGCAAAUUAUUGUUUUACAUCAAAACAAUCUCCUGAAGGAUUAAUGCUUUUAUGCGAAGUUGCACUUGGAAAAAUGUAUGAAUGUAAUAAAGCAACGAAUUUAUCUGCAUCAACGUUACCAAAUGGAACACAUUCGACAAAAGGUUGUGGAUCAACAAUGCCUGAUCCAAAAGAAUAUCAUUAUACAAAUGAUGGAUUACUCAUUCCAAUGGGUCAUGGUGUUCCAUCGAAUUCUCGACAAACUUCUUUAUUAUACAAUGAAUAUAUUGUUUAUAAUACUGAUCAAAUCAAUAUGAAAUAUCUUUUGCGUGUAGAUUUUCAGUACAAAUAUUGA